CCAACCCUAAACUCACUCGAGUCUUCGCCCCCAUUUUCUCUCUCCGCACGGUCCACCCAAUGUCUACUGUAGACGCGCUCCACCUCCGCGACACCGCACUCUCCCUCGCCGUUGAACCGCCUUCGCCUCCGCCUCGCAAGCUUCGAGCUCAGCCCAGGCACGCUUCGCCCGGUAAAGGCGGCGGGGGAAGGGAUCCGCAUUUUAGAGGCGUGCGGAAGCGGCCGUGGGGACGGUUCGCCGCCGAGAUUCGCGAUCCGUGGAAGAAGACUCGAAAGUGGCUCGGCACCUACGACACCGCCGAGGAGGCGGCGCGUGCGUACGACGAGGCCGCGCUUAGCCUCCGCGGUUCCAAGGCCAAGACCAACUUCGGUAAUCUCGCUCUUGCUCCGCCUCACUCGCUUCUCCUCGGCGGCGGCUCUGAGAUGCUCUGGCCUCCACCGCUGAUGUACGUUAUGACCGGAGCUCCGGCGGUGGCGCCGGUUAGGUCGGAGUAUACAGGGUACAUGCUUGAGAAUGUGGACGUGGUGGUGGGCGAGGAGGAGAAGAAGAUGCGGAAGGAGAAGAAGCCGUUCUUGUUCGAUCUGAAUCUGCCAGCGCCGCUGUUCUGAGCGGCCGCCGAUGUGGUUUAGGCUUUUCUGGUGGAAGUAUUUGGGGUGACUCUCCAUUUUUGCCCUUGGCGUUUACUCUUAAUUUCUACAUCACAUGUGUACAGUUUUUGUAAAAACGGGAAUAGAAAGGAUAAAAAUGUUGAGGGCGCGAUUAAAAGUUAAUUACCGACUAUUAAUUCUGUUUGCCCUGAGCUUUAUUGAUUCGGAUAUUUGUGGCAA
Messenger RNA from Pyrus x bretschneideri (Chinese white pear), 827 nucleotides. RefSeq names its product ethylene-responsive transcription factor 8-like. The record is from RefSeq and is a predicted model, not a curated record. Bases 60 to 608 code for a protein of 182 amino acids. Lineage: Eukaryota; Viridiplantae; Streptophyta; Magnoliopsida; Rosales; Rosaceae. Gene Ontology annotation, molecular function: DNA-binding transcription factor activity; DNA binding. Gene Ontology annotation, biological process: regulation of DNA-templated transcription. The transcript has a single exon.